Porites evermanni is the source of this 2365-nucleotide messenger RNA. Lineage: Eukaryota; Metazoa; Cnidaria; Anthozoa; Scleractinia; Poritidae. The record is from the annotation of a GenBank genome assembly.
AUGCAAAAACUUGACAUGGCUACAGUUGCCACUGGCCCAUACAAUAUACUUUUCUUCACUCUUUUGCUGAUUCUUAACCUUUUAGGAUCACUAUCAUCGGAAGUGAUUUUGGUUAAGGACAAUUUGUUCACCACGGAGGAGAUUCGAGAUAUGAAGACUUUGCUGUCCCAGGAGGAAACAUUCUGGGUAUUCAAACCGAUCAGUCAAGAGAGUUCAAAUGAUAUUCCCAAUGAUAUCCAGGGCAGUUUAUCACGAGCCAGACAAGCGAACACCUGCUUCUCUUGGACUACCAACCUACCUUUUGACAGUUUUAAGAAUUCUUCACCUUGGAGGAAACUUACAAAAACGCUUUCGUCAAACUUUGAAGCAAAAGGUGAUUACAGGAUACUGGGAUUUGAAGGAAAAAUUAACGUUAGAGGAACGCAUCUGUGUGGUGAGAAGUCGAUUGUGAAUGAGCAAGAUUUUGAGAGCUUUGUGGCUGUUAUUUUUCUUGUAGAUUGGAAAUGCAAUAGUUAUGGUGAAUUGGUUAUUUACAAUAAUAAAGGGGAAAUACUGAAAGCUGUGUAUCCCAAACAAGGUAGACUUGUAGUCUUUCCUUCCACUCUCGAACAUGUUCUCAAGCCACCGGCGAAUGACCUCUCAGGACGCUUGUACGUGAUGAAAUUCCACAUAUCAGUGUCUGGUAAAACACAGAAAAUUGGCACCACAGCUGGGGAAAAGGCCCUUGGUUUUAGUCAAUACAUUCCCAGUUUUAAACAUCUGACCAAAGCUGAUGCUUUUAAUGUGGAAAAGGAAGACAUUAAACAGUUUGUUACUAGAAAUUUUACGACCAGUGAUGGUCGACAAAUUGUUGUGUUUGAUGAUGUUGUUCCUGCAAAAGAGCUUGAUGCUCUGAGGUACACGAUCAUGAAUGGUGGAUACAAUGACAAUGCCGCUAGUGUGGAUAGUACAGAUAAUGUGCAGUGGAUAAUGGCAUUUGAGGCUGAAGAGUUUGUACAAACCUCUUUAUGGCAACUAGCCAGCCAAAUUAUAAGAGCUGUUUCGGGUAAAGAAGGCUACUACCCUUAUGACAUUGGUUGCAAUAAUAUACAGAAUAUGGACACCACAACCAUUCACACAGACUGCGCAUCUCAUGAGAAUGAGUUUACUCUGCUGAUUUAUCUCAAUCAAAAUUGGACCGAAAACCACCACGGUGAAACAGUAUUCUUUAAUGAUGAGGAGAGUGAAGUUAUAUUUGCAGUUAGACCAAAAUAUGGGCGUGUUGCUGUUUUUCACGGGACAAUUCCUCAUAGCGCUCGGCCACCACUAGUGACAUUUGCAGGUAUGCUUUCAAAUAAGAAGUGACGACUUCUGCUGGUGAAAUAAAUUUACUAGUGGUUAGGGACAAAAUGGUGUAUCAUUAUUGUUAAGCAAUGUAGUAUCGACUCUCAAUGUCAAAGGCCUGCAAUACCUUUCUGGUUUGUUGCACGCACUUUUUACGAAAACCUUUCUUGAAAUAGCCGUAUAUUUUUGCCCUGGGUCAUGGCUAGGCUCCAUUGGUUUUUGUUUGUUUUCUGUUUACUUUUGGUUAGAGGGAAAGCAACAUAAAACAAUGCAAAAAAUAAACCCUACCUUGACUUUGAGUUGUCAAUAUCACUGACUUCCUCUUAUUUUUCCCUCUGUUACUUAAGGUAAUUCCCUUUAAAAGGAUGUACUUUCUGGACUUUUUUCCAACUUGGCACAAAAGUAUAUGGUCGUGUGUAGGACACGGAAAAACUGUGAUAAAAAGAUGGGGUCACACUACUUGUUUUUGCCCUGCUUGCCCAUUGUAUAUUAAAGGUGUUUUUUUUUACUGACAACCCCAAAAAUAAGCCCUUAAAAAUUGUUAUCAUACUGCAAAACCCAUAAAUAUUUAGGAAAAUGAGAUCCUUUUGUUUGUCUGAGCUGUAAUCUUUCAGCAAAAUUGUUUUUUGGAGUCAGGGAUGCUUGAGCUGAACUUACUAUAACUAACUUUUUAGUGCUUUGUUGUUGAGACUUAAUUGGUUUUCAAAAUAUUUAUGUAAAGUGCUACUUCAAUGUUGAAAUGUUAUACGUAAACGUUUCACUUUGCUGCUGUUUUCUAUUAUAUUCUUCAGGAGCAAGAUUAAGUUUUGCAGUCAAAAUGUCACCAUCUAAGGAAAUUGCAGAAAGAAAGUCCCUUUCUGUGGAAACUGACAUUUUUCAUGAAGCUUUGGAGACACUACAAGGAACUGAAGUGGAAAGAGUAAGGAACAUUCUAAAAGAUUUAAAUGAAGGAAAAUUGGAUGCAGAAACAUUAGAAAAACUUGUACAAGAGUAUGAAGAAAAGCUGCACGUAGUUCAAAUGGCUGAGACAGCAACAAAUUGA